This is a messenger RNA of Salmo salar (Atlantic salmon), 2021 nucleotides long. RefSeq names its product synaptosomal-associated protein 47. Gene Ontology annotation, molecular function: SNAP receptor activity; syntaxin binding. Gene Ontology annotation, cellular component: SNARE complex; plasma membrane. NCBI's taxonomy places the organism in Eukaryota, Metazoa, Chordata, Actinopteri, Salmoniformes, Salmonidae. The record is from RefSeq and is a predicted model, not a curated record. Gene Ontology annotation, biological process: exocytosis; synaptic vesicle fusion to presynaptic active zone membrane; synaptic vesicle priming.
CGUCUCUUCACGUCCAAACAAAUCAAUCGCUGGGGAACCAAUCUGCGAAAAUAUUUUUUUCUUACAUUUCUUUUUUUGGGACAAUUAUUAAAGUGGCACCUUAAAAUAUAUAUUAACAGUUUCCACGCAGAGCAGCUGUACUCAAAUAAUGACUACUAGCUUUUGCACAAUCGAUAAUAUUAUCGUCUAACGCAACAUUACAAAACUGUAGCUACUGAUUUCCUGGAAUAGUCAUAACCCUGCAGGAGCUCAGGUGCCAGGUUUGUUUAAAAAGUGAGCAUCUGAAGCCAAGCCAAAAUGACAUGCCCAACCCGAGACAUCCCCAUCCACAGCUGGCCAGGCUCCUACUACAUCAACAGUGAGAAACGCUGGGAUGCCGGCACCCUGUCCCUGACCCGCACCAUGCUGCGCUUCACCUCAGACCAGAGCAAAGAGAACCUGGUUGGCUUCCGCCUCUCAAGGAUCAUGGAGAUCAAGAUGGAGUCGUCCAGCUUCAUCUUCAGCACUCUGACCGUGUUGGAGCAUGGGAAUAUCAAGCACUGGUUCGGCUCGCUGAGGCCCAACCGGGUGGUGGUCUACAAUGUCCUGGAGCAUUUCUGGAGGGAGAGGUUGUUGUCCCCAUCUGCUGAGGUUCAGCGGGCCGAGGCACAGCCGACCAAGGGGAGGGAGCUGAUUAACCUGGUUGCGGGGGCUCAGAGACGGCUAGAGGACACAGGGAAUGUCCUCCACCACCAGGGAGAGCAGUUUGAUAACGUCAUGCAUGGCCUAGGCAAGAUCGACUCUGAUCUGGGCGUGGCAGACAGGCUACUGUCUGAACUGGAGUCUCCCCCUUGGUGGCCUUUUGGCAAACUACCCUGGAAGAGUCAGCAGGAUGUCAAGGCUGAGCAUGCUGCCAGAGAGGCUGCUUGUAAGGGUACAGGAACAGGCAAGCACAGAGUGAUCACCAGCGUACCAGCCAUCGUCUCCAGAGGUGGAGACUCAGACCUGAAGCCUGGUUGCUUGAUGGUGAUGGUCUCCUCAUUAGAAGUCCGAGACACAAACUAUGUGCUCCUCCACCGCUUUCAGAGGGAUGAGGUGGAUGACAUCCGGGUGCACAAUCCGUAUGAGAUCAGUGUGAGGCAGAGGUUCAUAGGGAAGCCAGACAUAUGCUUCCGACUCCUGUCGGCUAAGAUGCCGGAGGCCAUGUCAGUGCUAGAGAUGCAGUAUAAGAAGAAGGUGGAGUACACAAGUGAGUACUCUGCCUUCAUGACGACCCCAGCUACGACUCCAUGUGACCAGGAUCAAGGUUCAAUAUGGAAUGCAGCAGGCCUGCUGCAGUACCAGGAGACAGAGGUCCCCAUGACAGUCCCAGCAGGAGAGCUGUCCCAGGUGCAGGUGCAUGUCCUUAAGCCAGAGGUCACUCAGGCUGAGGCUCAGGAAAUCCGACAGAUGCUGAUGCAGCUGAAAAACCUGGCUCUGGAGGCUGAGACUGAGCUGGAGAGGCAAGACGAGGCCCUGGAUAUUCUGACCAGCUCUACGGACCGGGCCACUAUGCACAUAGACAAACACACCUGCCGCAUGAAGAGGCUGCUGUAGUUCACACAGCAGCCAACCGGCUCACUACAGCGCAAUCCAGAAAUGUGCUUUGCAGGUGUCAGUAAAGCCAUCCCCUCCCUCCCUGCACAUGGUUUCCCUCCAGCUCCAAGUGUUGCAUGUCCCCAUGUUGCUGCAGAGUAAGGGAUGCAUCGAGUGGGAUCACUGUAUUAUAAUCCAGUUUGCAGUGGGUAUGUAACAAAGUCCCUUGAAACUGUGUCCCUUGAAAUUCACAGAAUACUAUUCGGUCACUUCCUAUUCUAUAAUGUACAGUACAAGAAAAAGCAGACGGCAACUCACAAUCUUGCUAACAUUGACACUGGAUUUGGGGAUAUCGGUAUGAUCUUAUUUGUAUGAAUGACUUGUAUACUUCUAUGCUGUACUCUGUGUUGUACUGUAAUUUAUUUAUCGUCUAUUUAUCGUUGAUAAACUGUGAUUUAAACCCGAAA